GGGAGGUGGGGACCCACCUGGAAGCGCCGCGGCCCCGCCGUCCAGCUUCCUGCGGUGGCGGCCACCUGAGCAAGUGGUGUGGUGGGGGUGGAGAGCGGCCACGGCGGCGGCACCUCCCCGAGUGGCCCGCGGAGACCUGCUCCACGAGGAAGAUAUCAAGUUGUGCUAGUACAACCAUAUAAAUAAUUAAUACCUGAAGUCUAAAUGUAACAUGGACAUUAACAGUGAUGACAGAUAAAUGCAGACGCUUGGGAAUCAUAUACUAGGCGAAACACUUUCAAAAAGAAAGGAAUUUAGGAGGUUCUAGUAUUCUCCAUGGCUGAAGCUGAGAGUCUGAAAUCCUGAUGCUUAAGCUCUAUUCUAGAUCAUAGCUCCAACUCCUUCAGGAUAUAAGGAAAAGAGAUAAUAUUUCCACAAUGAUAGAUCUUUGGUUGUACAGGUUUCCCAAUGAGUGGAUCAUGAUGACCGUAUUGUAGGGACUUGCCAUAGUAUGGCUGCUUCCCGAUCUACUUGUGUUACAAGAUCAACAGUGGGGUUAAACGGCUUGGAUGAAUCUUUUUGUGGUAGAACUUUAAGAAAUCGUAGCAUUGCUCACCCUGAAGAAAUCUCUUCUCAUUCUCAAGUAUGAUCAAGAUCACCAAAGAAGAGACCAGAGCCUGUGCAAAUUCAGAAGGGAAACAAUAGUGGGAGAACUACUGAUUUAAAACAGCAAAGUACUCGAGAGUCAUGGGUAAGCCCUAGGAAAAGAAGACUUUCUUCAGAAAAAGAUAAUAUAGAAAGGCAGUCUGUAGAAAAUUGUGAGAAAAGGCAAACGGAACCUGUUUCACCAGUUUUAAAAAGAAUUAAGCGUUGUCUUAGAGCUGAAGCACCAAACAGUUCAGAAGAAGAUUCACCUAUAAAAUCAGACAAGGAGUCAGCAGAACAGAGAAGUACAGUAGUGGACAAUGAUGCAGAUUUUCAAAGGACUAAACGAGCUUGUCGAUGUCUUAUACUGGAUGAUUGUGAGAAAAGGGAAAUUAAAAAGGUGAAUGUCAGUGAGGAGGGGCCACUUAAUUCUGCAGUAGUUGAAGAAAUCACAGGCUAUUUGGCUGUCAAUGGUGUUGAUGACAGUGGUUCAGCUGGUGUAAACUCUGAUGACUGUCAGCCUGAUGGGAACACUAAACAAAACAGCACUGGUUCCUACCCAUUGCAGGAAAAAUCAGUAGCUGAAAAUGGGGAUUCAGACACCCACACUUCAGUGUUUCUUGAUAGUAGGAAGGAGGACAGUUAUAUAGACCAUAACGUGCCUUGCACGAAUUCAGAAGUGCAGGUCAAGUUGGAGGACCACAAAAGAGUAACUGCCUGCCUACCCGUGGAGCAUGUUAAUCAGCUGACGACUGAGCCAGCUACAGGCCCAUUUCCUGAAAUUCAGUCUUUAAGGGAUUCUGAGGAGGAAGUAGAUGUGGUGGGAGAUAGCAGUGCCUCAAAAGAGCAGUGUAAUGAAAGUACCAACAACGCCCUGGACACAAGACUUGAGAGUAUGCCAGACUCCGGAGAACUGGAACCAUCUUCUAUUCUAGACGGUGUGUCAGCUCAAACGAUGUCUUUAUCAGAACCUCAAGAACAUCGAUAUACUCUGAGAACUUCACCACGAAGGGCAGCCCCUACCAGAAGUAGUCCCACGAAAAACAGUUCUCCUUGCAGAGAAAAUGGACAAUUGGAGGAGAAUAAUCUGAGUCCCAAUGAAACAAAUGUAACUGUUAGUGAUAAUAUAAGUGAGUCUCCCACAAAUCCUGAUGAAGUUUCUCAGAAUGAUAAAAGGAUAUGUUGUGACUCUGAAAAUUAUGGGAGUGAAGGACAAAGUAAGCCACCCUCGGAGGCAAGACUCAAUAGUGGAAAUUUGCCAUCUGCCAAAGAGAGUGCCAGUCCGCACAUUACAGAAGAGGAAGAUGAUGAUCCUGAUGUUUAUUACUUUGAAUCAGAUCAUGUGGCACUGAAACACAACAAAGAGUAUGUGUAAAUAUGGUAACCAUGAAUUCUGCUUUGUUUAUUAUUCCCCAAGUUUUCAGUAUUCGUAAAUGUCUAUUCUUAGCAUUUUUAUUAUAGCUAAAAACUAAUGCUUUAGCUGAAGUUUUAAGUUUAACAUAAUUUUCUCAUCUCAUUAAAAAAAAAAAUCUGCCAAAACAAGAAAGACUUUAAAACUCAACUUUUAUUUUCUCAAUGGCAAUAUGGUUUUCUAGUUUUGGUAUUUCAACAUGUCUCAAUUAGAAGUGACAUGUAGAAACUUGGUUGAUGAUGUUUUUGUUUUUAAUAGUUUUAUGUCAUUUGACUUAAUUUAUAAAAUGGGAAAAGAAUCUGCUCAAUAAUUGACAUAGAGCAUUUGAGAUUGCUUUUUCCUAAUUCUAAGUUAUAAGGGGAGACUGUAUCUUAAAAUAAUAUUAGUUCUUAACUUUUGUGAUGAAGGUACUUUUUAAAAUAAAGAAUUCAGAGUCUAAAUUUAUCACAGUUGUCUUAAAUUUCCUUUGAAGAAUUGGAGCUAAUAAUCCUGAAAGGAACUAUUAACAGUGUUUAUCAUAGAUCAGCAAUAGUAAAAGACAUAUAUAUGUUAAUCAUCUUUACUUUUACAGUGUAGGCUUUUGAAUUAAUAUCACAAUCAGAUUAUAUAAGCUACGUAAAAAUACUGAUAUGAGGAAUCUUUGUAAUGUUUUUUUGUUAUGACAGUUGC
This is a messenger RNA of Myotis daubentonii (Daubenton's bat), 2704 nucleotides long. RefSeq names its product ZZ-type zinc finger-containing protein 3-like. The transcript has a single exon. The record is from RefSeq and is a predicted model, not a curated record. NCBI's taxonomy places the organism in Eukaryota, Metazoa, Chordata, Mammalia, Chiroptera, Vespertilionidae.